CGUUUUUAGCGAUUAGGGUUUUCGAGAGGUUUUAGUAAAUUGAGUUCAGCAGACUACGCUAUUGUGAGUCUUGCUUUCUCUCUGCUCAACUUUGCGCUCCACAGCCAUGGCCGACACAGAGAGUCAGUCUGCGGAGGAAAUCAAACUCAUUCAGAAAAGGGUCAUCAUAGACGGGGAGUAUGAGGGAGAAGAAGAGGAGCUUGAGGAGGACGAGGAGGAAGACUGGAACGAUUGGGGAGAAGAUGGCGAUGAAGAACUCGACUCGAACUUCGUUUGUUUAUUCUGCGACUCAAAUUACACUUCCUGCAACGAGUUGUUCGAGCACUGUCGUUUGGCUCACAAGUUCGAUUUCCAAGGGAUAAGGAAACGGUUGGGCUUGGAUUUCUAUGGUUCUUUCAAGCUCAUCAACUAUGUCCGCUCUCAGGUAGCACAAAAUGGAUGCUGGAGUUGUGGGGUCACCUGUCAGUCCAAGGAGGAUUUGCAGAACCAUUUACAUGAAACCGCCAAUCUGGAAAAUGUUAGGCUUCUGUGGGAUGAUGACAAUUACUUGAAACCUUUUAUGCAAGAUGAUAUGCUCCUGCACAGUUUCAGUGAAGAGGAAGAAGAAGAAGAUGCUGAAGAUGAUUAUAAAGCAUCAUUUGAUAAAGAUGAACUCAUGAGGCAUCUGGGGGAUAUUGGAGUGCUGAACAUCAAUGAAGUUAAUGGCGGGUCAACUUCUGAGCAUCAUUAUGAAAGUUUUAAACAAAAUGAAACCAAAGAGCCCGCCUCUUCUUCAAAUGGCCAGGUCGUCUACAAAUCUCUGCAGCCUUUAAUAACCAAUGGUGUAUUGGGUGAUGCAGAACCCACAAAUAUUGUUAACCUUUCUGCAAACAAAAUCAAGACAGUGAAUGACAACUAUUUUGGAUCCUACAGCUCUUUUGGCAUUCAUAGAGAGAUGAUAAGUGAUAAGGUACGGACCGACUCUUAUAGGCAAGCCCUCAUGAAAAAUCCUUCGCUCUUAACUGGCGCUGUUGUGAUGGACGUUGGCUGUGGAACUGGCAUUUUAAGUCUCUUUGCAGCACAAGCAGGGGCUACAAGAGUAAUUGCAGUUGAAGCCAGUGAGAAGAUGGCUGCUGUUGCAACACAGAUUGCUAAAGACAAUAAUCUACUAAGAACUACUGAUCAAAGUGACGGGAACAAUAGCAAAUCCACUGGUGUUAUGGAGGUGGUUAAGAGUAUGGUUGAAGAGCUUGAUAAAUCCAUAAAAAUUGAGCCUCACAGUCUUGAUGUACUAGUAAGUGAAUGGAUGGGAUAUUGCCUACUUUAUGAGUCUAUGCUUGGCUCAGUGCUAUUUGCAAGGGACAAAUGGUUGAAGCCAGGGGGCGCAAUCCUUCCAGAUACAGCAAUUAUGUAUGCUGCUGGAUUUGGAAGAAGUUGCACCAGUCUCCCAUUCUGGGAAGAUGUGUACGGUUUCAACAUGUCAUGUGUGGGGAAUGAACUUGUUCAGGAUGCAGCUCGAAUCCCCAUUGUUGAUGUUGUGCAAGAUUCAGAUUUGGUGACACAUGCCUCGGUUCUCCAGAAAUUUGAUCUGGCAACUAUGAGCCCUGACGAUGUGGAUUUCACUGCUACAAUCGAGUUAGAACCAAAGUCAGACAAUGCAGUAGCCAAUCUCACCGAAUCCAAAGCAGCAUUGUGUUAUGGGAUUGUAGUAUGGUUCGACACAGGUUUUACCUCCAGGUUCUGCAAAGAAAUGCCAGCUCUUCUAUCCACAUCACCGUACACUCCCAAGACACACUGGUGCCAGACCCUGCUCACCUUGAGGGACCCAAUAGCUAUUGCCUCCAUGGGGCAGCAACCUGGUGAUAACUCUGCAGUGGUUGGGAGCGAGAAAUGUCCAGUGACGAGACUCAGUCUGAGAAUCAGCAUUGCACGAGGUGUAGAGCAUCGCAGCAUCGACAUCUCCAUGGAGGCUUCUGGAGUUGACGCUGGUGGCCGGAAACGUGCCUGGCCUGCACAGAUCUUCCAUCUGUCGUAGAACAUUUGUGUCUACGUGGAAAGUCUGAGUCAUUGGGGGAAAGUUUUGGAUGACCCCAGAAAUAUCUGGUCUUUGUUUUGUGUGUUGUUCCCCCCUGGCAAGCUGGAUGUGUUUUUCUAAGUUAUAGCAUUCUGAGAAAAUGUAACCCAACAAUGCUUAUCAGAUACAUGAAGUGAAGUGAUUAGCAAACAACAAGCUUAUCAUAAUGGAAUGUUUUGGCCAACCAUCUUGCUCAUAAG
This is a messenger RNA of Linum tenue, 2253 nucleotides long. The record is from the annotation of a GenBank genome assembly. Lineage: Eukaryota; Viridiplantae; Streptophyta; Magnoliopsida; Malpighiales; Linaceae.